AUGGCUGCCCGAGGCCCCGGUGCUCCUGGUGCGCGCGGUAUGAACACGCGCUUUGCGCAAUUCAAGCUCGUCUUGCUAGGCGAGUCCGCUGUUGGAAAGAGCUCCAUCGUGUUGCGUUUCGUCAAGGACCAGUUUGACUCCUACCGCGAAUCCACUAUCGGCGCCGCCUUCCUGACCCAGACCAUUUCCCUCGACGAGAACACCACAGUCAAGUUCGAGAUUUGGGAUACGGCCGGACAGGAGCGAUACAAGUCCCUUGCACCCAUGUACUACCGCAACGCAAACUGCGCUGUAGUAGUUUACGACAUUACUCAAUCUAAUGCUAACGGCAGCAAGGCAUCCCUGGACAAGGCAAAGGCGUGGGUCAAGGAAUUGCAGAGGCAAGCCAACGAAAACAUCAUCAUCGCCCUGGCCGGCAACAAGCUGGAUUUGGUCACCGAGCAGCCCGAUAAGAGAGCGGUGCCCACGGCCGACGCCGAGGCAUAUGCGCGCGAGGCCGGACUCCUCUUCUUCGAGACAUCAGCCAAGACGGCCGAGAACGUCAAGGAUCUCUUCACUGCUAUCGCCAAGAAGCUGCCGCUUGACCAGGCCGGCCCUAGGCACGCCCGGCCAGGCCAGCGACAGGGCGUCAGCCUCCAACCCGAGACUCCUGGCAGUAACGUCAGCGGGCCUUGCAGCUGCUAA
Molecule: messenger RNA, 684 nt
Organism: Colletotrichum fioriniae
Lineage: Eukaryota; Fungi; Ascomycota; Sordariomycetes; Glomerellales; Glomerellaceae
Source: RefSeq, a predicted model, not a curated record